This is a messenger RNA of Bombus terrestris (buff-tailed bumblebee), 5201 nucleotides long. RefSeq lists its product as uncharacterized. Gene Ontology annotation, biological process: negative regulation of cAMP-dependent protein kinase activity. The transcript is spliced from 4 exons. The coding region runs from base 241 to 699 and encodes 152 amino acids. Gene Ontology annotation, molecular function: cAMP-dependent protein kinase inhibitor activity. Lineage: Eukaryota; Metazoa; Arthropoda; Insecta; Hymenoptera; Apidae. Gene Ontology annotation, cellular component: nucleus; cytoplasm. The record is from RefSeq and is a predicted model, not a curated record.
UCCUCUCGUAGUCCCGUGCAUCGUGCAUCAUACGUCAUAUUAUACGGUCCCCUCGUGGAACUGCUGUAUACUUUGAUUCGCGCAGUAUCGAUUCGCCAGGCGACUGGUUUACAACCGGCGUGCACGCUGUAUAGCACCCACGCUGACAGUAAAGCUUCGGCUGCAGACGCGUGUGUAGUUAAUCCAGUGGCCAGCGACACCGAGCUACGCACACGGAAGAGCAACGCUAUCAACAUCUCGAUGGUGAAGCUGCGCAAAGUGUCAGUGGCAGGGAGAAAUUGCCUUGCCGUUUUCGGCCACUCGACGUACAAAGGGCGCCGGAGAAAACGUCUCUUACGUGAAAAAGCGUUGAAAAAGAUGCUAACGUCGGGACGAUCGGGAUCAAUCAAUCCCGCGGAGAUCGGCAACGUACCGGACACGAAGGAUCCUGGGGCAACAGGAAAUGGUUCGGGAACUUACAUGCGUGGUGCGCGCAGCCCGGGCUCCUACGAGGGCGACGACAGGGCGAAAGAGUUCCUUUCGACCGGGAGAGCCGGAAGGAGGAAUGCCCUGACGGAGAUUUUGGGCCGCCACGCUGAACCUGCGAUGUUGGAUCUGCCGAAUCGAUUCGAAGAGCUUUCCAUGGAGACAGUUGCAGGUCAAUCGAGCAAUGGUGGGCAAGAUCCAAAUUCGCCAGCCACCUCGAAACAACAGGGUUGACACAGCCCCUGGUUUCGUUCUAUGAAUAUCUCGGUCGCAACUUCGACGGAACGUGCCAUUGAUGGGAAACGCAGCAGCGACAAAAGAACUGGUUGUUGCAGGAGAAAGGAGUUGCUGAAACACACAGCAUCGGACCGUCACUGAAUGUCUCGCUUGGCCUCAAACUUCACGCAUCGUUUAUCUUGUCGUUACGUUGGCGAAUGCGCCGGUGUGAUGGCUCCUUGAAAGCCAGUUGCACACGUGCGCUACUGUAAGCAUGUGAUUUAACGCGAGUGUAGAGAGUAUGCUAUUGGAAACGAGCGUUGCAGCUCGCGUUGUUAGUAACGAACAGAGACACGUUCACAAUAUGCAUUGAAAUAGCCGCGAUUAGUUAGCAAGUUUGAUAUUAUUGAAGCAGCAACGUCGCAGACAAUUUAGCAGCUUUUGCGACGCGUCGUUGAUAAAAGUAGGCGACGCUCUCUGGAAAAAAGAGAGCACCGCGAGAAAAUGGUUUUUCCAGAUAAACGCGUUUAGAACUACGCGCUUUACAGUGGCGGAUGAACGAAUAUUUUUUUUUUUUUUUUUUAUUGCAAGUGCAUUGUCAAGUUGCACCAACUCCAAAGUAAUUAGAGCGGCCACUGUGAGAAUAAUCAGCGGGAUAAACGAGUAUGCGCUUUGUCAGGAUCUUCUUUCUGUGACAUGUUUGCUGCAUUUCAUAAAUCGUGCUGCGCUCUUUUCACGCUGUACUUGCGAUAAAGUAGGAUAAAGUCUGCCUUCAGCUGUUUCAUGGCUUUCCAGGAAGAAAAGAGCGGAUGAAGACGCCUGAUCCUCCUGUCGAGAAAAAUAGUCGACUCUCUCAUUUCCUAAAGAUGUUUCGUAACUGGUAUUAAUGUAAUAAAUAGACUGCGAACUUUCGUGCAUUUUUACAUCUUUGUAUUUUACAUUCAUAAGAAUGGAACUAAAGGAAUGGACCUUUGCUUCGUCUCUACUGGAUAUCAGAGUAAAUAUCUUGCAUUGGAUGUUUAACAUAUUGGAUAUACGCGUUGAAAUAAAUGCACAAGUAAAUGCACAAAAAUCCGCAGUCUCAUAAUAAAUAAUCGUCCACUCUUUCGUUAUCGGUAAAUGACUAAUUGUGAAUUGUGAAGUUAAUAAUUGUUCUAGAAAAUCGAGGUUGUCUCGUUGCACGUAUAAUUCUGUCGUAUAAAAAAAUAUGAAAAUGUCGAGAUAGAUCUCGUCGUACCUUAAUCUCUUUCUACCAGAGCACGUCGCGUACGUGUGCGUACAGCUCGAGAAUCACACGAUGGGAAACACUUGUUGUCUGUCUCACAGAAUAAAUCUUUCAUGUCGUGAAUGUUGUAUACGGAUAGUUCAGUGUGUUUGUACGUGUGUACGCCCCCAUGGGCACCUUGUGAAUUACGAAUAUGGUUCACAAAAACAAGUAUGAUCCUUUGUAUAAAUUUGUCAGGUUCUGUUACCACUGAAGAUAUCUUACAAAUUCUCGGUCUGUUUCCUUUCCUUUGUUUGCAUCGUGGUACGCGUAAAUAUCAUAUAUUUAGGAAUUAAAAGUUUGAUAUAAGAUACGCAGUUUUGUACAAACAUUCGUUAUACAAACAUUGGCCUAUUGAGAAACACACGCGCAGAGAUAUAUUUUUAUUUAUGAUCAGAAAUCAUGUUAUGUGUUCAAAAUUUGCGAUGAGAAAUAAGUAUUUUCUGAUAUUCUCAUAUUUUUACAAAUGCGUGUGAUUUGUUACAUGCCUAAAGAUUAUUUAUAACGCUUAGUAAUUUAAUUGUGGCAACGAAAUUGUCUUGCACCGUAAUUAACUCUAGUUGUGCUUUGAAUACAUCCAUGAAAUACUAUAGCGAUACAAACAGAAUUACCUCCAUCUUAAAUCAUUUUCACAGGAUUUUCAAUUUAAAACAAUUUAUGUUAUAUUAAUAUUCGUUUACAGCAAUGCUGUUUAAUCUCGUACCACGAAACUGUUGAUGUGAAACAAGAUCAUCGUCAGACUUGCAUAAAUACAAGAUGCUUCGUUGUAUGUAAUUUGUGAAAAUAUCGAUGAAGUCAUUAAUGGGUCUAAGAAAUAUACUGCUGGUCAAGAUAGAAGAUUAAAAAUAGGUCUUUUCUUCUGAGAAUGUUUCCAGGAUUCAAGGAUAAUCUCCUUAACUGCGACUAUAUUCUCUGCACUGUUAAUAUUACGGAGAACAGUGUAUAUUACAGUUGUCCUAAUUAAAUUACACUGUAAUUUAAUUACUUAAUGUAUAGUAAGUAAUUACAUUGUACUUGAAUUACGUAACGCCAACUUUGCAUUUAGUUCGAUUUGUAAUCACAAAUUACUUUAACCACGAGUGUAAUUGAAUUAUUUUGCAAUUAUAAUUCUCAAAGCAAUUCAGUUGUAAUUUCGCACAAUUUUAAUGCACAUUACUUAUUUUAAUGCUUAAACUUCGCUAUUCUUAGUUGCAAAUAAUCGAUAAUUAAAUUAAUGACGAAUAUAAUUAACGAACGUGGAAUAGUAAUUAUGGAGGAACUUCAAUUGUUUAAUAACAUUAAAAUUUCUGUCGAAAAUAAUGUAUAGUAAGUUAAUUGUGUACAAAAUACAUAAUUCUUAGUUAUGCCAAUAUAAGGGCUUGUACAGAUGAUACUGAGAAUAAUGUAUCCUUGAAUUACCGAAUUGUAAAUAUAUGUAUGUAUUGCGAGCGGUGUUGGCUAUUAUUGAAUUACUUAAAUAAGAAAUAUCUUAUUUAAAUAAGAAAUUUCGUUGUUAUUCGCGACUGAAAUGUUGUUUCAAUUUCUUAGUUGUUAUUUAAUAGGUAAAUUAAAUCUUGCCCAGCACCGUAUAUGCGGCAGAAUGUUUAGCACGUAACGAGAAAUGACUGACGAAUGAUCUCCUGUAAAGAAACUGUUUUUUAGCGUUAUGCUAUUUUAUCGCGUAAGACGUAAAAUUUUAACGCUAUGAGUAAUGAUAUUGUUUCGCGCAUAUCGAAUUUUUGCUACAAUUAAAAUACGAUAAAUGUAUUAUGUAUGUAUGUGUAUAUUUAUUAUAUUAUUACCAAAUAAGGCGAGGCACACAAGUAAACAGCAUCGAGCUCCUAACAGUAUUUGUGUAUGUAACUGGUAAUUAAUCUAAGGGAUAAAUAUAACGUGUAAUAGAAAAUGAAUUCCAACUCGAAGCUUGUAAUAAUGUUCUACAUUUUGAUUAUACCGGCGAGAGGAAAGUCGAAUUUAUGUAAUUUACACAUAAUUUAAUCCAAUAGUUACUCGAAAUGUAUCUUCUUAAGGUCGCUAUAGACGUUGAAACACGUUGCGAUGCUUAGAGUUCAUAAAAUCUGCAUCAGUUUUCGGUUUACCUCCGCAUUACCGACUCUUCCCAAUGUACCAACGUUGAAACACGUGUCCGAAAAUGUUUGAUUAUAUUCCGAUAGGAGGUAUGUUGGUUAUAGAAAAUACGAAAUUAAUCGCAUGAUUCUGCUUUUCAAUCGCAUCAACUUCGCCCAACGAUCGACGAACGAAAUACAACGACGAGGGUGUACCGUAAAUUACAUUCAACGUCGGUGCUACCCUCUGUACGUUGAAAUUUGCAUUCCAAAUAGGAUCUACCUUACCAACUAACACGGGAUUGUGAUUGCUGCACCGAUAUAAGUCGCUUCUGAUGCCGAUUCGCCGCAACGUGUUUUAACGCGCGUAGAAAUCUUCGCGAGUUACGUUCUUCGAGGUUAAUCUCACGAAGAUACCAGCGAACGAUUUUUACACGAAUGUUUGUAUUUCGCUUCGGAUAUCAGUAACAGUCUUAUUUUUAUUUUUAUUUAUUUAUUACACCGUUUUAUUUUUUUAGGUACUUGGGAAAUCUCUGAACAUUUUUGUGAAGCCCUGCGAAUGUACACCGCAUUAUCUACAAGAUGUCAAGCGGACAAAUAGAUCAUCGUACUAAUCAACAUCGUGAAAUUUUGAAGAAAAUUUUGAUAAUAAUUGAUGGGAUUGAAACUUAGGAUAGCGUUAGUUAGCGACGGAAAAGGUAUUGAUUGCGGUUUGUUCGAAUAAGCGUCUAUUCGUUGGACGAGGGUUUCUUACUUAUGUAACGUAAAUUAUGUUUUGUAUCGAUGGCGCCCUCUACACGUUGAAAGCUGCGUGUUUACGAGGCUUUGCACGCCAACUAAGACGGGAAGCAUCGAUAAAAGUUGUUGUUCAAUGGUGAUUCGUCGAUACCAAACUACAUGCAUCGUAACAUGUAAUCACGAGACCUAAGUGUCGAUGCAUGCGCCGCAACGUGGUUCAACGUGUAUAGAGGCCUUUAGCGAUAAGGACACGAGCGCAGAUAACGGUCUAUGAUACGACCAGUCUGUUAUUAAUAAAUAAUAAAUGUCGAUCGAUGAAAAAUCUUGUCGAAACAUGUACAAGCAUGUACAAUAACGGCCUUCGCGAUUAAGUUCAUUAUUUAAAACUACUGUGUCUAGCGAAUAAACAUGAUUGUAACGAUGUAUGUCACUCGUAUAUGGGAACAGAACAUAAAUAUAAUUCGUAUGUGUGA